CAGUGCUUUGCCGCUCUUGCUCUCCGCCGUCUGUCUACCUCCAGAAAUCGUCGACUACAAUGGCACCCAAGAAAGGAGUCAAAGUAGCUUCCAAGAAGAAGCCGGAGAAAGUUACCAACCCAUUGUUUGAGAGACGCCCAAAGCAAUUUGGUAUCGGUGGUGCUUUGCCUCCUAAGAAGGAUCUUUCUCGCUACAUCAAAUGGCCUAAAUCAAUCCGUCUUCAAAGGCAGAAGCGUAUCCUUAAGCAGAGGUUGAAGGUGCCUCCAGCUCUUAACCAGUUUACCAAGACUCUCGAUAAGAAUCUCGCAACCAGCCUCUUCAAGAUUCUUUUGAAGUAUAGGCCAGAGGACAAAGCUGCAAAGAAGGAUCGCCUUUUGAAGAAGGCUCAAGCUGAGGCUGAAGGAAAGCCUGCUGAAUCCAAGAAGCCCAUUGUUGUUAAGUAUGGUCUCAACCACGUCACUUACCUCAUUGAGCAGAACAAGGCGCAGCUUGUGGUCAUUGCACACGAUGUUGACCCUAUUGAGUUGGUGGUCUGGCUACCUGCACUGUGCAGGAAAAUGGAAGUCCCUUACUGCAUUGUUAAGGGGAAAUCUCGUCUUGGAGCGGUCGUUCACCAGAAGACUGCUGCUGCCUUGUGCUUGACCACUGUCAAGAACGAGGACAAGCUUGAGUUCAGCAAAAUCCUCGAGGCCAUCAAGGCUAACUUCAACGACAAGUACGAGGAAUACAGGAAGAAGUGGGGAGGUGGCAUAAUGGGAUCUAAGUCUCAAGCCAAGACCAAAGCUAAGGAGAGGGUUCUUGCUAAGGAGGCUGCCCAGAGAUUGAACUAAGCGAUCCUUUAGUUCUCUGCUAUGAAACAUAUGAUAAUGUUUUUGUUUAGCGAUAUUUUGAAAACCUGUUUUAUUUUAAUUUUUAUGCUCUUUUGGAUGUUACAACCCUCUUCAGAAUUCUAUGCAGUUUUGUUAUCCAUUUCACUUGCAAACUUUUAUUGGUUGAUCCUUUUUCAAAAACCUUAUUUUAGUUGCAACUGUAAUCAAUUCUAUGAAUGGUU
Molecule: messenger RNA, 1051 nt
Organism: Arabidopsis arenosa
Lineage: Eukaryota; Viridiplantae; Streptophyta; Magnoliopsida; Brassicales; Brassicaceae
Source: the annotation of a GenBank genome assembly